CGCCUACUGUGGUUGUGAAUGGAGUGGAAAAAGUGUUGAUCUCGCGGAAGUUUGGAAGUUUCUGGUGUCGAACCGUGUCCAGCCCGUGCGUGACAGUGAAAACCGGUGAAAAGUGCUCGCCGGAAGGCGGUGACGUUGAAGUGAAAUCGGGAAUUCGUUGUGCAAAAAGUUAUUUUUCUUGGUGCGAGAAAAAAAAAUAUUUUGCUUGAAGGUUAGGUGUGACAAUCUGAAAAAAAUCGGCUUGGGACCGUGCAAAACAUGUGAAAAAGUGGCGUAAAACGCGUGGUUCGCGAUUCCAGCUUUGUUUUGCGAUCUAUCUACGAAGGACAACUCGGUGAACGUUUUUGAGUGCAUUGAAGAAAGAACUAGAAACUAAGGAAAAAAGCAGCAUAAGAUAAUAGACAAUUUCGUGUGUGAAACCCGUGUGUGCGUGUCAGAUUGAAACCGAGAUGAAAAUGAGUCCCCGACGAUGAAGCGCGGACGUACGGAAGAGAUUCAGUUUGGGCAGCCCCCGCCGCGGGUUGGUGGGACUGCCCCACAUCAGCGUAUGAUUACGACCACCAUCCAGCCGCAUAAUGCUGGACCGACGAUCCAGUACCAGAUCGCGUCGUCGGCCGCGUCUCCGGUCAGCGUGGUUGGUGGCGGCAAGACGACCACGACCACGCCCGCCGAUGUGGCGGCCAACCUAAGCCAACAGCAGGUCGUGCAAUCGUCCCAGCAGGUUCCGCAGCAAUCGCUAGCGCCGUCGCAACCGAGCAGUGUCCAGUACACGACGACCUCUUACACCACCGGAAUCGCAGGCACGAACCUGGUCAAGACAACUGGCCAUGCGCAACCGUCGGCACCGCAGCCGGCCCAGCAGAUUCACGUCGUCAACACGACGAGCGGGCAGGUACGGGGUGGCAAGGUAACACCCAGCACGGGAGUACCCCAGGGAACUGUCGGGGCGGGCGGAGGAGGAGGCGCGAGUGUAGUCGGUGGAGGUGGCCAAGUGAUAACCACCCUGGCGACGAAUGUUAUUUCGAAUGCGCAGCCGCAACCGCCGCCGCCACCACCCCAAGGGCAGGCCCAGUUCCAGCGGCUCAAGGUCGAAGAUGCGCUCAGCUAUCUGGACCAGGUAAAGUUCCGGUUCGGCAACCAGCCCCAAGUGUACAACGAUUUCCUCGACAUUAUGAAAGAGUUCAAAUCUCAAAGCAUCGACACGCCCGGCGUCAUCCAGCGGGUGUCGAACCUCUUCAAGGGCCAUCCGGAGCUGAUCGUGGGCUUCAACACCUUUCUCCCGCCGGGGUACAAGAUUGAGGUGCAAGCCAACGACCAGGGCUACGCCUUCCAGGUGUCCGUCUCAGUGCCAUCGACCUCGGCCGGAACGGCGGUGGCACCGCAGCCGUCACCCCACAAGUACAGCACCAUCUUCCAAGGUGGUGGCCAGAUAGUUCAAACCGGAAAUUCGGCCGUCAAUUUAAUGACCUACGGUCACUCGACCGGUUCGGUGCACACAACCACGAUACAACCGGUCGGCCCGAGCGGUCCCGGCUCCAACGCCAACGCAACGAGUAUUUCAACAAUUCCUCAAUCGCCGCAAAACUUUAGCCGCGAUCGCGAACGCACCAUCUCCGGCGGCAGCGGAGGACCAACUCUACCGGCGAACUCCGUCGGCGGGGGCACCACCACCGUCAACGCCGUCGCACCCGACUCGAGUGUCAUUGCAAGUCAACAGCAGCAAAAUCUCCAUCGAAUGAUCUCCCAGCAAGUGAUUCCUCAUCCUCCACCCCAGCAGCAGCAGCAGCAGCAGCAACCCCAACAAGCUCCUCCCCAGCAACAGCAGCAAGCCCCGGCGGAACCACAGGGCGGCGGUGCGACCCCGAAUCAACCAGUUGAAUUUAACCAUGCCAUCACCUAUGUAAACAAGAUUAAAAAUCGCUUCCACUCGCAACCGGAAAAGUACAAGCGUUUCCUCGAGAUUCUGCACACCUACCAGAAAGAGCAGAAGAUCUACAAGGAAGGUCCGCAGGGCGGUUGUAACGCCGGAGCGAAGCAGCUGACCGAGGCCGAGGUGUACACCCAGGUCGCGAAGCUGUUCGACAACCAGGAGGACCUGCUCCGUGAGUUUGGCCAGUUCCUGCCGGACGCCACCAGCCAUGCACCGUCCUCGCUACACGCCGGCGGUGCCAACAAGAACCACACUUUGCAUGAGCAGUCGUCGCAACCGCCGGUGCCACCGCAACCGCACAGCAAAAAGAUGUCCGGAAGUGUGAUGAACGCGAGUGGCGUGAAAGCCUUCAACAGUUCGCACGCGGCGAACCUGUCCCGGCUGCAGGAACGCGACUACGGCCAGAGUGAAAAGGACUUUGCGUCCGGUGGUCCAGGGGCUGGGAGUGGUCGGGGAAGUAACGCCGGAAUCGAGAAGGAGCCCCGAAAUCACGUGAGCAAUCAAAAGUACGCGCACAACGCCGCAGCCAUGCAGGGAAGUGGCCUCGGCGGAGGAAACGCCACGAAACGUUCGCCAUCGUACCAGUCCGUAGCGCCGAUGGGUGGCCACGGCAUGCCGCCCCGGGAACGGGAAGGUCCACCCACGAAACGGUACAAACCCACCUGUCGGGACAUUACGAUCGCCGAAGCGUCCAAGUUUGGCACGUUGAACGAUUACGCGUUCUUCGACAAGGUGCGGAAAGCGCUGCGAAGCCCGGACGUGUACGAAAACUUUUUGCGCUGCCUAACGCUGUUCAACCAGGAGAUUGUGUCCAAGUCGGAGCUGCAAACGCUCGUUACGCCAUUCCUGAGCCGGUUCCCCGAUCUGCUCAAGUGGUUCCAGGACUUCCUCGGACCGCCGACGGCGACGACCGAGUGCGUCCCGUUGGCUUCGGCGCAACGGCAGGACCGGUCCCAGAGCGAGAUUGCCACCGAUAUCGAUUUGUCCACGUGCAAGCGGCUCGGCGCCAGCUACUGCGCCCUGCCCAAGUCGCACGAAAACGUGAAAUGCUCCGGCCGGACGAGCCUCUGCAAGGACGUACUGAACGACACCUGGGUCUCGUUCCCGACGUGGGCCGAAGAUUCCACCUUUGUCACGUCGCGAAAAACGCAGUACGAAGAGUUCAUCUACCGGUGCGAGGACGAACGGUUCGAGCUAGACGUGGUGAUAGAAACCAACAGCGCAACGAUACGAGUGCUGGAGGGAGUGCAGAAGAAGCUCAGCCGGAUGUCGCCGGACGAGGUGAGCCGGUUCCGGCUGGACGAGUGUCUCGGCGGAACGUCGCCGACGAUCCACCAACGUGCGCUGCGGCGGAUAUACGGCGACAAGGCGGCGGACAUUAUCCAGGGAUUGAAGAAGAACCCGGUGGUGGCGGUGCCCGUCGUGCUGCGGAGACUCAAGACCAAGGAGGAGGAGUGGCGCGAAGCGCAAAAGGGCUUCAACAAGCAGUGGCGCGAACAGAACGAAAAGUACUAUCUCAAGUCGCUGGACCACCAGGGCAUCAACUUCAAGCAGAACGACAUCAAAUCGCUUCGGUCGAAAAGUUUGUUCAACGAGAUUGAAACACUUCUUGACGAGGUGAGUUACAUGAAGCGCCACGAGCAGCACGAGGACGGCGUCACAAACCCGUUGAUAAGCGGUCCGCAUCUGGUGCUGCCGUACAAGGACAAGACGAUACUGGACGACGCGGCGAACCUGUUGAUUCACCACGUGAAGCGCCAGACGGGCAUCCAGAAGCAGGAGAAGGCCCGCAUCAAGCACAUCCUGCGGCAGUUUGUGCCGGAUCUGUUCUUUGCGCCGCGGCAGCAGCUCAGCGACGACGAGCGGGAAGAAGCGGAAGAUAAGGACAUGGACGUGGACGGGGACAACGAGGAAGAGAAUAGAUCUUCGAAGAACGGAAACAAGAACAACGGGAGCAACGGUUCGUCGACGAGCAGCAGCGGUGCGGCGAGUAGUAGUGCCGGCCAGGAUGGGAAGGAGGCCGCGGCGGCGACUUCCUCAAGUACCGCGAUAAAGGAAGAAACGGAGGGUGCGGCCAAGGCGACGACGACGACGACAAGUACAACGGAGGGAACUCCGGCGGCGGACGCCGCGAAGCGAUCUUCGACAGAGGAAAGUGGCAAAGACAGUGCUUCCGAGGCAGCCGCCAUCAAGACGGAGAUCAAGCAGGAGAACGAUCCGGAUCAACCGGCGAGUAGUACGUCCGCGACGACACCGGCGGCAGGUUCUUCGCAACCAGCGAAUCCCGCACUUCCAGCGCAUGCAAUUAGUAAACAUUUGGAGGAAGCGUACACGCUGUUCUUCACGAACAACAACUGGUAUCUGUUCCUGCGGCUGCACGCGAUCCUGUGCGAGCGGUUACGGACGAUCUACGAGCGGGCGCAGAUCAUCGCGACGGAGGAGAAGGCCUACCAGAGCACGCGCACCAACAGCACGGCGACGGCCCUGCGACUGAAGCCCAUGAGCGAAAUCAAGGUGGAGGAGUUUUACGCCACCUUCCUGGACAUGCUGAAGAACGUGCUGGACGGGAACAUGGAGGCCGGCAACUACGAGGACUCGCUCCGGGAGAUGUUUGGCAUCCACGCGUACAUUGCGUUCACGCUGGACAGGGUUGUUCAAAACGCCGUCCGGCAGCUGCAGCACUGCGUUACGGAGCGGGGUGCGCUCGAGUGUGUCGAGCUGUUCCAGCUGGAGCAGCGCAAGGGCGGUGCCGGUGGUCUGUGUCGGACCGCGAACCGGCGCGUCAACAACGAGCUCGCGUACCAGCGGAAGGCCGAGGCGGCCCUCCAGGACGAGAACUGCUUCAAGGUGUACAUUUACAAAAUCGACUGCCGGGUGACGAUCGAGCUGCUCGAGACGGACACCGAGGACACGGCGCAGAACUUUGCCAGCGCGCAACAGUUUAGCAACUACGUGGACCGGCUAUCGAACCCGGCGGCCACCGGCACGGGCAGUGAAAGUGGGGCCAGCACGGCAGGCGGCGGCGGAGGAACCGUCCCAGGUUCCACCACCACCACAGCCGGCCCGAACGCCGCCAACAGCGCCACCAGCGUGGAAAUAAAAACCGAGAAACCGGACGAAGAAACGCCCACCACCGGUGGACCACGGAAAGCCCUGUUCCUUCAGCGCAACAUGCGCCGAUGUAAAACGGGCUGUCCAUCGCCGUCGCCCCCACCGGAAAAGACAACCUCCGUGGCAGCUACGACGACAACGACGACCGCAACCACCACGGCCAAGUCGGCGGUCAAGAAGGAAUCCGCGGCGGUGACCCCGGCGGAAAAGAGCAAAACGCCACUGGCCAAGGUCGCCGACGUAAGUCCGCCCGUCGUCAACAACAACAACAUCAGCGGCAGCAAAAAGGACGUCGACGGCGGCGUUACGACGGCACCACCCCAUCCUCCCCCCGUGGUGUGGAACAGCACGGGCAAGGUCAAAACGCCGCCGGAGCGGCUACCGAGCAGCAACGGGGACCAGAACUACUUUGUCGACGACCGGGAGCAGUUCCGGUUGAACGUCAACAACUACAAGAUUUGCUACGUCCUGAACAAGGACCACAUCUUCUACAAGCGCAAGUCGCUGCUGCGGGCCAAGGAGACCCACCCCAAGGUGACGCAGGAGAUGCACGCCCGGUUCGAGGGGGUCGUCCAGCGGUGGCUCGAUCGGCACGUGACGGACGCGCAGCGCGCCGACUGCAAAGACUGGCUGAUGGGCGUCAACUCGGAUCUGCCCAAGGGGCUGGCCACGGUCGUGAAGCGGAACAAUGACGUGGCGCGGACGCCGUACAUGACGUACAGCCGGUACCGGGUGGAGAAGGUCGCGCCGGAUCAUCACCUGAGCUAGGGUUGAUUGGGCGUGGAGGGACACUCUGCGGGAGAGAGAGAAAGUAUUAAGCGUAGAAAGAGUGAGGAAUGCUUUGUUAAGAAAGCAGCGCCUGUAAUUAAUAAUGGUUGAAAACAUUUUUUUUUUCAUUUUUGUGUUUUAAAAACCGUUUUACGUCAAAUCCUUUUUAUAAAAUUGAUUAUUCGAUAAGCAGAGUUUUUAAUUGCUUGGAUAGUAGAAAAAAGAGAGUAAGUUGUAAGCAGACAAACAUGUGUACAAUGGAGUAAUUUAUAAAACACACAAUUCAAACCGUUGAAUAAAAAAUACUACAACUGUGUUGGGUGAAACCUGCAGCGAGUUGUUGUUAAAUUCGCUCGUUGAAUCGAUUUAUUUAAAACUAACGAUUGCACGUUAAAUAAGUGCAUCCAGGAUUAAGCAAAACAAACACACACAAAUUCACACCUAGAAUGCGUAGUUUAUUUAAUUAAGGCACACACACAAACCAGCGUCCGCAAGUUAAAUGAUCCGUAAGGUUGUGUAGACAUAAGCAGCAUCCCCCCCACUCGAAACGGAAGAACGACAGCAAGUCGUAAAUCUCAUUUUUUCUGUUUACAUCAAAAACCGUUAAUUAUUCCUUGGCAGAGCUCUAGCGUUAAAAGAAAGAUUUAAAAUUUAGGAGGUAAGUAAAAAAACGCAAGCGACAGAAAAUAUCGAUAAAACAGCAGCAGCAGCAAACAAAAAUCGUUCAAAUGCAGUUAGUGAGACACAGACACACAAAAAAGUUGAACUAUUUUCCACUGUGAAUACAAGCAUUACAGAAAAUAAGUAUAUUUAAAAACAUAAAAGAGAAAGCAGAGAGAAUCCGCAAAAUGUCAAUAAAAUGUAAAGUUAUUUGAAAAAAAAAAA
Molecule: messenger RNA, 6694 nt
Organism: Culex pipiens pallens (northern house mosquito)
Lineage: Eukaryota; Metazoa; Arthropoda; Insecta; Diptera; Culicidae
Gene: Sin3A
Product: paired amphipathic helix protein Sin3a
Exons: 11
Coding region: 470-5809 (1779 amino acids)
Biological process (GO): negative regulation of transcription by RNA polymerase II
Cellular component (GO): chromatin
Molecular function (GO): transcription corepressor activity
Source: RefSeq, a predicted model, not a curated record